UGAAUGGCACCCCAACUCUCAAAGUUUUUGGACGAAGUCCUUGGACUGCAUUGUGUUACAUUCCUGAAAAAAGGCAAGGUGUAGUUUUAGCUAUGAUUGGGCGGACUGACAACUCAUGGGGCCCCCGGGCAAUAGGGAAUCAUGGGGCCCCUGUGUCCUUGCCCAAACUCAAAAAAGCCUAUGAAAAAGGUACCAGGGGCAUCUCAUGGGGCCCCCUACUGACCCUGAGCCCUCGGGCAGUGCCCCGAGUUUCCAAAUGGUCAGUCUGCCCCUGCCCUGUACCAUGUGAUAGCUGUAGUCCAAUCACA
Staurois parvus is the source of this 308-nucleotide messenger RNA. The record is from the annotation of a GenBank genome assembly. Lineage: Eukaryota; Metazoa; Chordata; Amphibia; Anura; Ranidae.